AUGGCUGAUCCUUUGAGUAUCGCUGCGGGCAUCAUUGCUGUCAUCACAGCCACAAUACAGUCGUCCGAGGCACUCUAUCUUACGAUUGAAAGCUUCAAAAAUUAUCCAAAGAGAGUCCAGGACCUUUCGAAGCAGCUCUUGGGCCUCACAGAGACUCUUGCUUCCUUGCGUGAGCUCUCCGAGCAGGAUGAGGGUCUGGGCACGCCCUUCGAGGUUCCUUUGAGGGAAUGUAGGGCAACAUGCGAGCAAUUUAGAGAAGCUCUGGAGAUUCACCGGCAGCGUUUGAGCAGUGGAAGGAGCUUUUAUGCGUGGAUCUCGUUCAAAUUCAGGAACGGCGACAUUGUCAACUUUAUGGAAACCCUGGCUGUGUACAAGUCCACCAUGGCAAUCGCCAUUGCCGAUGCGAACCUGCGUACAUCGAAAGUCACACUCAGAGUUCUGAACGAGUACAAGAGAGGUGUCGACGCAACCACCGAGAAUCUGCAGAACCACUUUGAGGACGUGUUGGCUAGACUAGACGCCCUCCGCGAGCCUACCACUGGCGGGGAGCAGGUCGCGGCGCACUCAUCUAUCCAUCUGGAGCAGAUGCGUGACGAGAAGAACAGCAUCGAGUACUGCCUGCAGAUAUGUCGCCGAUUCCAAGCCGACAUUGAACAGAGGCAGUUCCAAAUUGCCCAGGAUUGUCGGCUUCCCGUGACGGCCAGCAGCCACGCUAGAUCGAUGCCGACAAAGGAUAUGACUCUGGCGGGUAUGACAACCCUGUCGUGCCUGAAAGCAUGUGGCUUGGAGACGGCCCACGCCAUUGGCAAGCUCAGCCAGCAAGCGAUAGUAGCACAAGGCCGGUUACUCGAAGAACAAACCCCACUCCCCCAGAUUACACGACAGCAUUCGUCUGACGAGGACCUCGGCGUCGGGGAUGAAGAGCCGGUGGAUGGCCAGGCGUUCAGAGCUCGUGAAAUUGAAGGCGAGCUCGCGAGCGUGAAGCAAUUGCUGCACUUCUGCAAGGAGGCGUCGUCCCGUGCCACCCCAGAUCGAGUGCACAACAUCAGAGACAUUAGCGCGGGGGACAGAUCCCAGCAAAUUUGCAUUUCUUCUGUGGGCGAUCUCUUCAAAAUACGAAAGGCUCACGUGGGGGAUGGCGCGCUCCAGAUGUUCGGCUCAUUUUCCCCAGAACACCUGCGUGAUAUCACCAUGAUUCACUCACGGGGACGGGAUGCAGCAGUCACCGAGCAGGCGGGACGCGGCGAAACGCAGGGACAGUUAUUAGAUGGUCAGGUCCAGGCAGGCAGCACCAACAGGACCAGGUGA
Molecule: messenger RNA, 1308 nt
Organism: Emericellopsis cladophorae
Lineage: Eukaryota; Fungi; Ascomycota; Sordariomycetes; Hypocreales; Bionectriaceae
Exons: 2
Coding region: 1-1308 (435 amino acids)
Source: RefSeq, a predicted model, not a curated record